Molecule: messenger RNA, 2973 nt
Organism: Adineta ricciae
Lineage: Eukaryota; Metazoa; Rotifera; Eurotatoria; Adinetida; Adinetidae
Source: the annotation of a GenBank genome assembly
AUGGCCACAGAUUCAAGUGCUGAAUUUUUUACCGAGUGGGCACCUGACACUCAAACACGAAAAACGUUCGACGCACUUCAAGGUGAAAAAUCUCGCCUCUAUGAUCAUUGCUUGAAAGAGAACAACAAGGUCGAAGAUGAAGCAUCAGUCGUACAGCAAGAAAAAGAGCAACUAGAUGAAGCAACAAAACGAAGCUUUGAAAAAUGUCAUCGUUUACUAAGCCAAAUGGGACAACAAGCACAAAGAGCAAAAGAACUAGAACAUGAACGUCAGCAAUUGAUUAAUCAGCGUCAAGAUUUGCUACGCAAGCUCGACAAUGAUCAAAGCAAACUCGACAAAUGCGAAUCGAAAUUCGUGGAGGUUGACGAAGAGAUAAAUGAUGGUACAGAAGAAUACGAACGAUUGAAACAAGAAAGUCAACAACUUCAACAACGGCUCGAUGAUUUGAACAGAAAAGAAAAUGAAAAUCUUGAACAACAAAAUUAUCUACAACUGUCACUAAAUGGACUACAAACGAUCAUCCAACGAACGCAAGAAGAAUUACAAGAAAAAAUGCAACUGUUAAACGACGAACAAGCGAAACUAAAGGAAACUGAAGAAGAGAUACAACAAUUGAAAGAACAAUUGAAGCACAUGGAACUUCAAUUGAAACAAAUUCAACGAGAUCUCGAACGUCUCCAAGACGAACAAACGCAAUUGAACUUCAAACAACAAGACUUACAACACGAACAAGAACAAUUGGAAAAUAUCGUUGCGCAACUUCAACAAUCCUUGAGACAAAGAGAAGCCGGUCUUUUACAGAUGCAACUCGACGCCGAUGUUCUCAAAGAGAAAAUUCAAACAUUGAAUAAACAGUUGGAAGCGAUUGAUGAAGAGAUACAACAGCUCACCGAACGAUUGAAUAAUGAAAAGGAAAACGUUAAUCGUCUGGAGCAACAAUUACUUGAAAAUGACAAUGAAAGAAAAGCGUUGGAGACUACCAGGCACGAACUUAUCAAGCGCAAACAAGAACUUGACGAUGAACAUGUCACUCUUGUCAAUCAACAAGAUGAAUUAAAAGUUAAACAAACUGCUACCGAGAAUGCGUUGCAAGAAAUUAAAACAAAAAUACUCGAUAUCGAAGGUAAACAGCAGAGAUUACAGUCACAGUUAGCCGAUCUGGAUAAACAAGAAGAACUGCGCCAAGCAGCUCUCGUUCAAAAGACCAAUGAGUGCGAAAAUCUGUCGGAGGAUCGAGACGAAGCGAAUCGAAAUUUACAACGAAUCGAAAAUGAGCGACGAGAAAGCGAACAAAGAUUGCAACAAACUAAACAACACUUAAUGGAAGCGAAUCGUCAGUAUGAACAGGCGACAAGCGAAGAGCAAAUGGCAUUGGUACAACUGAAUGAUGCAGCACAUGAAAUGCGGGUAGCUGAAGAAGAAGUACGCGCGAAACAAGAAGCACUUGAAGCUAAGCAAGCGCUUGCUGCCGGGUGUACGGUAAUUAGUAUACUCGGUUUAUUUAGUUUUGGCAAAGCCGCUAAGGCAGCACAUACGGCCGCAGUUCAACAUGCACAACAAGAACUUAGUGAGGCCAAAUCACGCUUAGAAACAACACGGCAUCAACAUCGAGAUGCUCAACAACGACAUUUAACAAGCAAAAAUAAAACUGCCGACGCUAGUCGACAAUUAAGAUAUAAAAAAGAUGAACUUGCCAAUCAAGAACAGAUAUUGCAAGUGAAGAUCGACGAAGUGACUCACGCAAAGUGCAAAUUCGACGGGUUGAAGGUAGCGUGCCAACGAGCUCAAUUGAAAAAGAGCGAAUUAGAAAACGAUGUGAAAAGAGUGGCGAAGAGAAUUACAGAAACUCGAUCUAAUAUUAGCGUUGCAGAGACCGAAUUACAAAAACACCAACAAGCCGAAGCGACGCACGACGCUCAAAAGAAUGAUCUUAUCUCCAGAUUGAAGACUAUGGAUAUUGAAAUUACAAAGCACAAUCGAACGAUCAAAGAUCACAAGGAAAUAAUGAAUCAAAACGAAUUGAAUUUAGCUGAAAAAUUAAAAAAACAGCAAGAUCUAACUAGGGAGAUUCAGCAAGGAAAGCAGAAGGUACGAUCAACAAAGCAAGCGCUAGGAGCCAAAGACAACGAAGAGAAAGCGAAGAAACGCGAAGUUACCAUGGAGGAAACACAUCUGGCAUCGCAAAAGCAAAGUGUUGUUGAGUUGCAACAGCAGAUUCAAACUCAACAGGGACGAUUAACCGAAGUUCGAAAGCAGAGUGCAACGAAUCGAUUUGAACUAAAUACUGUUGCUGACAAGUUGACAGAAUUAACUGAAGAAAAGAAUCGAAAGCAACAAAACCAUGAUGAAUGUACGAACGAUAUAAAAAAGAAAGAGAAAGUCUGUCAUGACAGAUAUGCUCGUGUAUUACAGCUCAAUAGCGAAAUUCAAAGUUUAGAACGAAGACUAGCUACGCUUAAUGAACGUGACAAUCAAUUGAUGAAACAAAUCUCCAAUCUGGAGAAGGAAUUGCAAAACAAGAAAACAACAACGGACAAAAGUGGUUUACGUCUGGAGAAAGCCAAAGAUAAAAAGAAGUCCGUUGAGUCAGAACGUACUGCAGCAGCGAAAACAUUGGAAGAAACAAAGUCUCGAACAGAAGAUCUCAGAUUGAAACUAGAUCAAAACGCAAAGAAAUUCAACGAAAAUGACCAACUUUUUCAUCAAUUACAAGAUAAUCUUAAUCAAUCAAAUGGAGAAUUCGACAUGAAUGAGAAUAAGCGUACUCAAGUUCUUGAUGUACUUCACGGACAUGAAAAAACGAUGACAGAUAUAAAAAUCUAUUAUGCUCAAACGCAUGCCGAGUUGGAAGAGAAAUCAUUUGAACUGAUUGAUCAAGAUAUCCAACGGCGUCCGAAUCAUCGUUGGAACCAAAUAGCACAAGUUCAACAGACUCCUGUUGUUCACUCCAAUCAACAAAAUCGAUAUCAAUGA